Cyclopterus lumpus (lumpfish) is the source of this 2184-nucleotide messenger RNA. RefSeq names its product taxilin beta a (gene txlnba). Bases 36 to 2012 code for a protein of 658 amino acids. The transcript is spliced from 12 exons. Gene Ontology annotation, molecular function: syntaxin binding. NCBI's taxonomy places the organism in Eukaryota, Metazoa, Chordata, Actinopteri, Perciformes, Cyclopteridae. The record is from RefSeq and is a predicted model, not a curated record.
UUCCUCCUCUCUUCUCCUCCACUGUACCCGAGCUGAUGGAGACGUCGGUGACAGCAGCUGAGGUGCCGACGCCCCCCCGGCCGGACGGCGCCGCUAAGACCCCUGAAGGUGAGGAGGCAGCUCCUCCCUCCCCUUCCUCCUCCUCCUCCUCCUACUCCUACUCCUCCUCCUCCUCCUCCUCCGACCCCAUGGAGGCGUUCAAGAGACGGCUGGAGGACAUCAUCAGCACUCACGGCUCUGCUGCCGACCUCCUGGACGUGCAGGUGAGUCCGACGGAGACCGAGGCGGGGAAGGUGAAGAGGGAGCCAAUGGAGGACAUCCCCGUUGCCAUAGAGACAGAGGUCUGCCUCGUGAUGAACAGCCUGAAGAAGCUCUCCUCUCCGGAGAAGAAGCUGGAGGAGGUGGUCCGGAGAUAUGCUGAAGUGGCGGCCCUGCGGCGUGGCGAUGAGAGGAAGCUGUGCGUCCUGCAGCACCGGAUGUGCGUCCUGCAGGACGAGCGGCUGCAGCUGCAGGACGAGCGGCGCAGCGGCGUCGCCGCUCGGCGCGAGCUGGAGUCUCUGUGCCGAGAGCUGCAGGGACACUACGGCGUGCUGAGGGAGGAGACCCUGCAGCGCUGCAAGGAGGACGAGGAGAAGCGGACGGACAUCACCAGCCACUUCCAGAUGAUGCUCACGGACAUCCAGGCUCAGAUCGAGCAGCACAGCACCCGGAACGACCGGCUGUGCCACGAGAACAGCAGCCUGACAGACAAGCUGGAGGGCCUCAUGAGCCAGUGUGAGACCAGGGAGGAGAGUUUGGAGAAGAUCAACAAGCAGCGAGAGCUUCAGCAGCAGCUGACUGAAGCUCGGCUGCUGCAGGCCAGAGCGCUGCUGAGCGACGCCGAGGAGAAGCACAAGAGGGAGAAGGAAUACCUACUGGUUCAGGCCGCUGAGUGGAAGCUGCAGGCCCAGAGCCUCAGAGAGCAGGGCACUGGGAUGCAGGAGCAGCUGAGCCUCUACGCUCAGAAGUUUGACGAGUUCCAGGCGACGCUGGCCAAAAGCAACGAGAUCUACGUCCGCUUCAAGAAGGAGAUGGACAACAUGUCAGAAAAGAUGAAGAAGAUGGAGAAAGAGUCGACUCUGUGGAGGACGAGGUUCGAGAACUGCAACAAGGCUCUGACGGACAUGAUGGAGGAGAGAACCGAGAAGAGCAAAGAGUACGACAUGUUUGUCCUGAAGAUUCAGAAGCUGGAGAAGUUGUGUCAAGCCCUGCAGAGCGAGAGGGUGAUCCUCUAUGACAAGAUCAAGGAAAUCCGUCUGGCCAACUCCAACAUCCCAUCGAAGGUCUUCGGCAGCUCUAAAGCCGAUGAAACGCCCAACCCCGAGGGGGCUGCCUCGCUGACCCCUCUCCAGGAGAUCCAGAAGGAGGACCCGGUCUUAACGGAGGGCAUGUCCCGUCUGAGGGAGGAGCAGGCCAAGCUGCUGGAGAUCGCCUCCUCCCUGAUGGCCACACCCAGCGACACUCACAACGACGACAGUGACGACGUGGACCCCGAAGAAGACUUGGUGUCCUCUGCGUUUGUCCAGUUUAAAAGCAAAGCUCCGGUCAAGGAGGAACCAGAAUCAGAUAACCUUGAGGAGGAUCCAAAGCCAGUGGAGGUCACUUUGGAAAUGAUACCAGCAGACGCUGUAAAGGUUCCAACCCAGAUCCAGGAGGAAGAGGUUCCACCAGUCAAACCACAUGAGGAGAUCCAGCAGCAACCUGCUGAACCAGACCCACCGACGGCGAAGAAACCAAAAGCAGCAGAGGCUGAGAUCUCGGUCAAGGUCGGUGAGGUCAAACCAGUGGUCCCGGUGGAAGACGGGAAGGUCCAGGCUGAACCAGCGCGAGGACCAGAAGAAGCACCGAUCAAGUCAGAGUCAGCUCCACCCGCCGCAAACACGCCUGAAACGAGCGCCUCUUCAAAUGCCGAGUCCUCCAAGAAGCAAGCGCCGAAGAAAAAGAAGAAGAGGAACGGCAAGAGUGCUAGCUAAACUUUAGGAAGGUGUGUGUGUGUUUGUGUGUGUGUUUGUGUGUGUGUGUGUGUGUGUGUGUGUGCGCAACUGAAAACCUACGGUGCCUUUGCACCCUUCGUAAACUCUUUAGUUUAUUAUUAAGUGUUUUUCGCUCCUUUUCUCAAGAUUCAAUGUUCCCAGAUGAAACAUA